UCGGAAGGUUGCAGGGAUACUCCUUGGAAUUGCGGCGCCAUGACAAUCAUAGUUACAACAUGUUAACCAACUGCAAGUUUACUAUACUACCUACAUUUGAAUUCCAUAGACCAAAUCAUAUUUAAUGGGAGCAACCUCCUCGCAAAUCACAAUCGUUCAGAGUCAUUUCGACAAUGAAACUGCAAAUCAUUAUAUUAGUCCUCGCCGCUGUGGUGAUCGUAGAAUGCGGUCACCUAUUCGUCGGUACCAAUAUCAAUAGACCUAUGGUCUACCAUCACAACGCUAAGUACGACUCCAAAUUAUUCCGCAAAAGGGUUGAGAACCUUCAUUACGUUCUACCACAGGUGCCAUCCACCAUUGGCAAGUCCAUUCAGGGCAUUCUGGCCUAUGAUAAGACUCACACCACCGCUUCCGCUAACAUCACUCAAGGUGGAAUCGGGUUCACUUUCGUCAAUCUCCGUAUGAAGAGCGAACGCGGAAACAAGCUUAAUUACGAUGUCUACAUCUACGUUUAAAUAUUGUUUGAGCAAUCAAUAAAUAUUAAA
This is a messenger RNA of Bombyx mandarina (wild silkworm), 545 nucleotides long. RefSeq lists its product as uncharacterized. NCBI's taxonomy places the organism in Eukaryota, Metazoa, Arthropoda, Insecta, Lepidoptera, Bombycidae. The record is from RefSeq and is a predicted model, not a curated record.